This is a messenger RNA of Amblyraja radiata (thorny skate), 1534 nucleotides long. It is a transcript of the gene mphosph6, whose product is annotated as M-phase phosphoprotein 6. The coding region runs from base 216 to 701 and encodes 161 amino acids. The record is from RefSeq and is a predicted model, not a curated record. Gene Ontology annotation, biological process: maturation of 5.8S rRNA. Lineage: Eukaryota; Metazoa; Chordata; Chondrichthyes; Rajiformes; Rajidae. The transcript has 5 exons.
CUAUCACUCUCUCCCCCGUCUCUCUCUCUCACACUCUCUCUCUCCCUCCUCUGCGAUCGAUUCCGCGGCCUGUGGCGGUUGGCGGGUUGUGCGGGUGACUGCAGCAGGCGCCAGUUGCCAGCGUGUUGCCGGGGCAGAGGAGGAGGAGGAGGGGGGAGUGUUGGUCCGACCUGCGUUUCGUUUUAACUUCAGCCGGAUCCCCCACCGUGUCAUCGAUGGCGAGAGAAAACACGAUGAAGCUGUCGAAGAAUUUGUUGAAGAUGAAGUUUAUGCAGAGGAGUUUGGAUACGGAGACCAAACAGCAAUUGGAAGAAGAGGAGAAAAAGAUAAUUAGUGAUGAGCACUGGUAUUUGGACUUGCCAGAACUGAAAGAAAAAGAAAAUCAUGUUAUUGAAGAAAAAAGUUUUGUGCCUUGUGAAGACUUGCUGUUUGGCCGAAUGUCUUUUAAAGGUUUUAAUCCAGAGAUUGAGAAACUAGUAGCACGGAUGUAUUCUCAGAGUGAAAAUGAAGAGCCUGAAGAUCAAAUUAAUAUGGAAGUAGACGUUUCAGAUGAAGAAAUGGCGAAGAGAUACGAGACCUUAGUGGGAUCCAUAAAAAGGAAGUUUACCAAGAAGCGAGAUCGAUCAACUCUUCAAGAAGAAACAGAAGGUAGCAAGAGAGGUGGCAAAGUCAAGAAGACAUUCAUGAAGCCUCAAGAAUAAAUGACACAAGUGUGGCUUUAAAUAUUUUCAUAAACAAGAAGAUAGACUUCCUGUCUGAAACUGCAGCAGCUGGCUGUUUAUUGUUAAUUAAGGAAAUGUAUGCUUUGUUUGCAUCGAAGUUUAGAGUUGGUAAGUGUUGCAGGUUGUUGCACUGAGUAAUUUGUGAAGGGAAAUUAUUUUGCUGUUUCCUUGUAUUGAAAGGAUACUGGCUGUUUUCCCUUGCAUACCCGUGGUAUGUUACAGCAUCUGCUCAAGUGAUCAGUUCAAUUAUGCUCAGUGUUGACUUUAAGGGAAAACUACCUUGGGACAGAAAUAUCCAAGUAUAUAUAUGACAGUAUAUAAAGAUCCAAACAUAAUAUAUACGAUUUUAUAUUUCUCACAGGAAAUGAAAUAGUCUUCCCUUCCGAUGGACUUUUCUACUGAUAAUAACUUAAAUUACUAAAAAUAUAAAUAUCCUGUGAUGAGAAUGUUCAGGUUUCUUAUCCCUUCUAUGAAAUGAAAAUACGCAUUAGGAAGCUGAAUCAAGAAUGUGAGGAUUUGAAGUCUCUGUAGCCGAGCAGGUUUCCAAAUAAAUCCUGAGAUUAGAUUUGUACAUGCUGCUAGUUAGACUGUCCCUCUCUAUCAAUGGGGUGGUUGUGUGAUUUUUCCCUUCCACCAGGAACAUUGCUCAGAACCACUGAAAUCAUUCUUUCACGGCAAAUUGGAAGGUCAGCUGCUUUGUAACAGCAGAACCAUUACAUUAUUUAACAGGCAAUGUAUAAUACAACAUAUUUGAACAUCAUGUUAACCUUCAGCUUGUUUUGAAAAAUUAAAGUACAUUUAAAAAUCCUGAA